This is a messenger RNA of Impatiens glandulifera, 3419 nucleotides long. RefSeq names its product pre-mRNA-processing protein 40A-like. The record is from RefSeq and is a predicted model, not a curated record. Gene Ontology annotation, molecular function: RNA binding; protein binding. The transcript is spliced from 28 exons. Bases 104 to 3133 code for a protein of 1009 amino acids. Gene Ontology annotation, biological process: mRNA cis splicing, via spliceosome. Gene Ontology annotation, cellular component: U1 snRNP; U2-type prespliceosome. Lineage: Eukaryota; Viridiplantae; Streptophyta; Magnoliopsida; Ericales; Balsaminaceae.
AAUAUCUUUUCAGUAGUCUUUCUUUGUGCUUUCAUUCUUUUGUUGGAACCUGGGUUCAGCCAAGGGGGACGCUAUUAGCCUAGACCGACCGCCCGCCCGCCGCAUGCCCACACUCUACCCAUCUCCCCCAAGGACCGGAGUCCUUCCUAAGCCUUUUCGACCUCAGGCCACAAGUUUUCUUGAACAUCCUCAAGGCAAUUCUUCCAUGUCAAUGCAGUUUCGACCUGCAGUACCCCAUGCUCCUGCUAUUCCACCAUCCAUGACUGCACAGGAAGUUGCACCUCCUGCAAUUCUAACAACUCCAGUUCUAUCAUCUGCAGUUCCAACUCAAUUAAACAAUCCUUACCAAUUUCAGCAUGUUGGCCAUGCAAACAAUGGCUUACCUUCUCAGCAUGGCCAGCAUUUUCAAUUUUCACACUCUGUGCAUCAGCUCCCUGCAAGACCAGGCCAGGUGGGGCAUAGUAUACAGACAUCAAAAGCAGCAUUACCAGUUCCAGAAUUCCAUCCACACCCAGUUAUAGCCUUGUUACCAAGGCCAUUGACGAAUAAUCCAAUUCCUAAUACUAAUUAUGCGGCAGACCUUGGUGCUCCACAUAUACCUCUUUCAUCAUCUUAUACGUUUGAUUCAUCAGCUGGAGCACAACUCCAAGUAAAUGAUGAUGCAUCACCCCAUUACCAACCAACAACCCCUCUACAGGACUCCAGUUCCUCUAUAGUGGGCCAGCCUUGGGUGCCAGCUGCAAGCCAGAGCAUAACCUCCUUGACACCUGUACAGCACAGUAAUGGACAAUCUCCUGCCAUUGCUACAGCUGCCCCAGCAGGAAUUCUGCAGCCUAGUACAAAUGAAAAGCUUCAAACAGAUUGGAUAGAACAUACGCGUAAUGGAAAAAGAUAUUAUUACAACAAAAUGACACGAUUGUCUACUUGGGAGAAGCCCCAUGAAUUAAUGACAGCUAUUGAGAAAGCUGAUGCAUCAACUCAUUGGAAAGAAUAUACAAGCCCUGGUGGGAAGAAGUAUUAUUAUAAUAGGGUGACUAAGCAAUCAAAGUGGCUAAUCCCUGAUGAACUCAAGAUAGCGCGUGAGAAAGUGAUAUUUAUGGAAUUACAGCUAGGAGAUAACAUUGAUUCUCUUUCACCUGCGUCUUUUGUGGGGGCACUAUCAGUUGAUGAAACAAAAUUAACUUACUUAUCUGAUGGCGUAACAUCAAGUCCUAUACCUGACACAAUGGAUUCUGUUGGUACUGCAUCAGAGCCUGCACAAACUUCUACUUUGCCAGAAUUACCUCUUGAACUUUCAAGCCAAAGUAAAGACCAAAUGCCAUUGAGGGCUGCCACACCAAUCCUUGCUUCUUCAGAGGGUGCCGAAGCUUCUGUUGCUUUUUCCAAUACCAAUACAGUGGAAAUAGAUUCUUCUAGGAAUGAUGAUAUUCUGGCCCCAAAAGAGGUUAACACUAUUGAUAGAUUGUCAUCAGGACAGGUUGAGGGUCCACAGGAAGCUCUGAAAGAGAUGGCAAGUGCUGGAAAUAUAAAAGUUACUUCUUUGGAUCAUAAACCAAUUAUGGCUGAGCCUUUGGUGUUUGAGAAUAAACGGGAGGCAGUACAUGCAUUUAAAGCACUGCUGGAGUCUGCAAAUGUGGGGUUUGAUUGGACAUGGGACCAGGCAAUGAGAGUAAUUAUCAACGAUCCAAGAUAUGGUGCUCUGAGAACACUUGGAGAGAGGAAGCAUGCUUUUAAUGAGUUUGUAGGACAAAAGAAGAAACAGGAAGCAGAUGACAGACGUGCCAGAAAAAAAGAAAACCAGGAAAACUUUCGGAAAAUGUUGGAGGAGUCUAAAGAACUGACAUCAUUCCCUAGAUGGAGCAAAGCUGUAGUUUUCUUUGAGAAUGAUGAACGCUUCAAAGCUGUAGAAUGGGCUGGUGACCGUGAGGACAUUUUUGAAGGUUACAUGGCAGAAGUCAAGAAGAGGGAAAAAGAAAAGGCAUUAGAAGAAAAUAGGCGGAACAAAAUGGAGUAUUUGAACUAUUUGAAAUCUUGUGACUUCAUUAAGGCCAGCAGCCAGUGGAGAAAAGUACAAGACCGCUUAGAGGCUGAUGAACGAUGUUCACGUCUUGAGAAAAUAGACCGCUUGGAUAUCUUUCAGGAGUAUAUACGUGAUCUUGAAAAAGAGGAGGAUGAGCAGAUAAAGAUAAGAAUGGAAGAAUUGAGAAGACUAGAGCGUAGAAAUCGCGACGAGUUCCGGAUGUUGAUGGAAGAACAUGUUGCUGCUGGAAUUCUUACUCCUAAAACUCACUGGAGAGAUUACUUUAUGAAGGUGAAAGACUUGCAGGAAUUUCAAGCAGUAUCAUCAAACACGUCAGGUUCAACUGCAAUGGAGCUGUUUGAAGAUGUGUCCGAGGAGCUACAGAAGCAGUAUCAUGAAGACAAAGCACGUAUCAAGAGUGCAAUCAAAUCAAGAAAGAUCACUUUGUCAUCAAAUUGGACAUUUGAAGACCUUAAGGCUGCAAUUAACGAAAAUACAAGUUCUCCACCAUUGGUAGAUAUCAACUUGAAGCUUGUAUUUGGGGAAUUACUAAAUCGAGUUAAAGACAAAGAGAAAGAAGCUAAAAGGAGGAAACAUCUUGCUGAUGAUUUCUAUGAUCUUUUGUGUUCCUUAAAGGAUGUAACGUCAAAUUCAAAAUGGGAGGAGUGGAAGCAACUCCUUGAAGAUAGACAAGGGGGCUGGUACAAAGGCGAGGAUUCCGUCUGCAAGGAGAUUUUUGAGAUGUAUAUAACUGAACUGAGGGAGAAGGCAAAAGACAAGGAACGUGAAUGGAGGGAGGAUAAGGCCAAACGAGACAGAGAGUUGAAGGAAAGAGAGAGGAAGAAGCGAAGAAGGGAUAAAGAAAGAGAUUAUGAGGGAAAAACUUGGAGGGGACAACAUAGAAAGGAUGGACCACAUGGAGAACGUGACAGGGCAGAACCAUUUAUACUUGAAGAGGAAAAUAGAUCUAAAAGCAAGAGUACUGAGAAACAUACAAAGGAGCAGAGUUCUAUGGACAAUUUUAGUGCAGAUGAAAAUGACAAAGACCGGUCCAAGAACUCACAUAGUAGGCGUAGCCAUGAUCGAAAGAGAUCCAAAAGGAACGAUCAUUGAGCAAGCAAGCAAGCAAGCCCAUGUAGUUACUGAGAAUAGGCACAAGAGACACAGGAGAGAUCGAUCAUGGAAAUGGGUUCCGAAAGGGAUGAAAUCUAGGAGGAGCUUACAGAAAGGGAACCAGAUGAAGAAGAGUGAGAGAGUUUGGUAGUUUCACAUGAACUGAUUCCUGUUUUGUGUUCCCAUCAUCAUAAUAUAUAGAUGAUUUAUUAUUGGUUGAUAAUUUACCAUGUGGUGGUCACUAGUGUGAAUUUUGUACACAAGCUGAGAUUUUGAUGUUUUAACU